CCGGCCUCUGACGUCAUCCCGCAGCGCCGGAAGCGGUGAGGCAGAGAUGAGUAACGUGAACUUGUCCGUCUCCGACUUCUGGAGAUUUAUUUUUUUUAGAUGAGGUCUUGCUGUGUUGCCCAAGCUGGACUUGAACCCCUAGGCUCAAGCAAUCCUUCCACCUCAGUCUCCCAAGUAGCAGGGACUACAGAGUGAUGAUGCGGGUGUGCUGGUUGGUGAGACAGGACAGCCGGCACCAGCGAAUCAGACUUCCACAUUUGGAAGCAGUUGUGAUUGGGCGUGGCCCAGAGACCAAGAUCACUGAUAAGAAAUGUUCUCGACAGCAAGUACAGUUGAAAGCAGAGUGUAACAAGGGAUAUGUCAAGGUAAAGCAGGUAGGAGUCAAUCCCACCAGCAUUGACUCAGUCGUAAUUGGGAAGGACCAAGAGGUGAAGCUGCAGCCUGGCCAGGUUCUCCACAUGGUGAAUGAACUUUAUCCAUAUAUUGUAGAGUUUGAGGAAGAGGCAAAGAACCCUGGCCUGGAAACACACAGGAAGAGAAAGAGAUCAGGCAACAGUGAUUCUAUAGAAAGGGAUGCUGCUCAGGAAGCUGAGGCUGGGACAGGGCUGGAACCUGGGAGCAACUCUGGCCAAUGCUCUGUGCCCCUAAAGAAGGGAAAAGAUGCACCUAUCAAAAAGGAAUCCCUGGGCCACUGGAGUCAAGGCUUGAAGAUUUCUAUGCAGGACCCCAAAAUGCAGGUUUACAAAGAUGAGCAGGUGGUGGUGAUAAAGGAUAAAUACCCAAAGGCCCGUUACCAUUGGCUGGUCUUACCAUGGACCUCCAUUUCCAAUCUGAAGGCUGUGACCAGGGAACACCUUGAACUCCUUAAGCAUAUGCACACUGUGGGGGAAAAGGUGAUUGUAGAUUUUGCUGGGUCCAGCAAACUCCGCUUCCGAUUGGGCUACCACGCCAUUCCGAGUAUGAGGAAAGAGUGGUUCCAGUCAAGUUCAUCCGAAGUUUUAGGCAGCUGCAUCUACACAGCCCGGGGACAUGGAGGCUUAGAGAUGGCCUGGAUCCAGAGGCCCCCUGUGAGCGCAGUCGGUGCGAGCCCUUCAACAUGCCCUAUAUGGUGUCUGCUUAGACAACUCUCAUGCCUAUGCUGUCAGGACCGGAAUCCUCCCCACCAGGUAUGGCCUUGCCUAGGGAUUCUCUACGUCUUAUGUUUACCUGUGCUGUGCAGGUCAAAUGUUCUAGUAGUGAAGGAAUGACCCACUGAUAGAAAUGAAGUAGAGAAAGGCGACAAUUUAGGAAUUUCACCACUAGGCUAAACUACUUCGAAACAUUCAGAGAACCUUGGAUGAGCAGUUCAAAGUCCAGGGCAAGCACAGAAAAUGUUGUGAACAGGUUUCACUCUUUAUUCUCCUUUGUUAUGAAGAUGAUGUAUUAGUAACAGUGCUACAGGUAGUUAGGCAUGAGUGGGGCAGGAGAGGGCUCUCCCUCCACCCACUAGAAAUGUCGGGUGAUGGUUUGGCAAUUAUUGCAUUGCUUCUCUAAAACUUGUAAUUUGGCAGCGCCAGGGAGAGGCCAUUUCCUCAUGGUUCACACCUGUUAACAUCAAAAUGCUAAUUGAAUGCAGGCCCCAGGGAGAAGCAACUUCCUGGGCAUGCGUGUUAAGAGACAAAAAUGGUGAAAUAUGAUCUUCUGGGGGCACCCUCCACUGGAAAAGGAAGAAAGCCUCAGAUGGGCAUGUGUACAACUCCCUAAACUCACUGUGUGUGCUCAAUUCCAAAGAGUAAGGAAAGCAUGGGCAUGCGGAAAGCCCACCCUAAGGGAAGAAUCCUGGGAGAGAGGCGAGCCUAUAAAGUCCCCUAUAAAGGCGAACCUAUAAAGAUCAAGGUCAAAGGCCCCUUUUGCUGUCUUCUUUUGCUCUCAUUUCUCUUUUGGACCUUCAGUGCCUGGUUGGGUCUCUUUCAAGCUAAUUUUCCUUUCUUUCCUGUUCUAAAGCCUUUUAAAUAAACUUCCACUCCUUCUCUGACACUUGCCUUGGUCUCUUUUCUGCUUUAUGCCCCUCAGUUGAAUUUUGGAACCAUACAGAUAUGCUGCCAGUAACUCGGGGAAACUUGGAUCUCUUUCACUGUAACGGUGGUAAUUGUAAUCAACGAUAAGUGCUUCCUCUGUGGUUUACUUGAAUUAUUUCCUUUAAUUUUGACUGAUUUAAUUUUAAUUUUGAUUUAAUCUAUAAAUCUGUAAAUUUUAAUCCUGAUUUAAUCUAUAAAUAGGCAAUAAUACAGAUGAAGCUUAAAAAGUUGGGUAACUAGAUUGAGGUCAAGUAGCCAAUAAGUGCACAGCAGAGCCUUGAUUCACACCCAGGCAUCCUGGCUAAGAGCCUGCCCUCUUAACCAUAGACCAUACUGGGACACAAGUAAUCCCAACAUCAUUCUGUUUGAUUUGACCUUCAGCAUUCUCUCUUCUGAUUUGUUUGACGCUCAAGGCCUGGUUUUCUUAUUACCUAAACAUAUGCUCUUUGAGCUUUUGUUUCCUACUUCUUUGUAAAAUGAGGUAACUCUGUUGGUCAGUCUCUAAGCUCCUUUCUAGGGCUAAAAUUCUACAGUCCUGCAAUUUUUUUUUUUUUUUGGUUGUUGUUGUUGUUGUUGUUGAGACAGAAUCUCACUUUGUUGCCCAGGCUGGAGUGCAGUGGUGCCAUCUCAGCUCACUGCAACCUCUGCCUCCUGGGUUCAAGUGAUUCUCCCACCUCAGCCUCCCGAGUAGCUGGGAUUACAGGUGCCCACCACAAUGCCCAGCUAAUUUUGUACUUUUAGUAGAGAUAGGGUUUCACCAUGUUGGCCAGGCUGUUCUCAAACUCCUGAGCUCAAGUGAUCUGCCUGCCUUGGCCUCCCAAAGUGCUGGCAUUACAGGCAUGAGCCACUACACCCGGCCAGUCCUGCAAUUCUUGAUAUCACUCUUUAAGUGUUGGAUAUCUUUAACAUUGCUGCUGAAAAUAUGCAACAAACAAAUUUUAGGCUUUCAAAAAUAAAGAAAUCUGGAUGGACCCACCAGAAUGUUACCCAGGGUUAUUUCUGGGUGGAGGGAUGAUGGUUGUUUUAAAAACAAUUAUAUUUCUUUUUUCUUUCUUUUUUUUUUUUUUCAGAUGGAGUCUUGCUCUGUUGCCCAGGCUGGAGUGCAGUGGGGUGAUCUCGACUCACUGCAACCUCCGCCUACUGGGUUCAAGCGAUUCUCCUGCCUCAAUCUCUCAAGUAGCUGGGACUACAGGCAUGUGCCACCACGCCUGGCUAAUUUUUGUAUUUUUAGUAGAGACGGGGUGUCGCCAUGUUGGCCAGGCUGGUCUCAAACUCCUGAUCUCAGGCAAUCCACCCACCUCGGCCUCCCAAAGUGCUGAGAUUACAGGCAUGAGCCACUGUGCCCAGCCUAUAUUUAUUUUUGGCUUGUCUUUGUUUUCUAGUUUUUCUCUAACAUAAAUAUUUGUGUAAUAAACAAAUAUUAAAAUUUAAGAAGUUGUGAUCCUUUAUUGUGGGCUGGUAGCCUACAUUCAGCCCUUGACUUUGAUGAGUAACAAAAGAAUGAAAUAGUCCCCUAGAAAUAAGAUAAAAAUAUUAAAAAUUUUAAUUGUGGUAAACAAAACCAAACCUAGCAUCUUAACCAUUUUUAAGUGUACAGUGCAGUAGUGUUAAGUAUAUUCAUAUUGUUGUGCAGCUAAUCCCCAGAACUCUUUUCUUCUUGCAAAACUGAAUCUCUACACCCAUUGAACAACUCCCCAUUUCCUCCUGCCCUUCAGCCCCUAGUGAUAUGGACAGGAGACAGGGAAAUACUAAGGAGAAGAGGGUGGUUCCCUGCCAAAGGCCCCACCCUUAAGCCUGGAGACCUGUGGCCCUAAGUGGGAACAGGCAUUUCUGUUUUUGUGCCCAAAAAGUUGUCUUUUGGCCUGCCAUGCCCCCCAUCCUAUAUCCAUAUAAACUCUGAGCCCCAGGCUUCAGAAGCAGACGAGCAGGUGAGGAGGCAGUGAAAUAAGAGACAAGCAGAUGAAUGGCAGAACAACACAGCAGAGAAAGAGAGAAGAGGAGGAAUGUCUGAAUACCGAGAGGAGUUUGGCUAAGGGUGGUCAGAGGGGAGUUCAGCUGCUGGAUGGCCAUACUCCAGGGAAAGAUCAUCUUCCCACUUCAUCCCCUUUCUAGCUCCCCACCCAUCCCUCUGAGAGCCACCUCCACUGCUCAAUAAAACCCCGCAUUCAUCCCUCAAGCCUGUGUUCCAGGGACACUGGGCAAGAGCUUGAGAUACAGAAAGCUGUCACACUGGCCCUCUGCCCUUGCAAAAAGGCUGAGAGUCCAUUGAGCUGGUUAACACUCAAGCUGUCCACAGACGGCAGGGCUAAAAGGGCACACUGUAACUCAUGCCCACUUGGGCUCCUGCACCUGUCUGUCUAUGUGCUUCCCCUCCCUUCAGGGGUUUGAGCAGCGGCAGUGACUGAACAGCUAAGCCACACCCCUGUUGCAUGUCCUGUGAGGGGGAACAGGGAACUCUUCCGUUUCAUUGGCAGCCACCAUUCUGUUUUCUGUCUCUCUGAAUCUGACUACUUUAGAAACCUCAUAUAAAUGGUGCACAGUAUUGUCUUUUUGUGACUGGCUUAGUUCACUUAGCAUAAUGUCCUCAAGGUUCAUCUAUGUUGCAGCAUGUGUCACAUUUCUUUUCCAGUUUAAGGCUGAAUAAUAUUCUGUUGUAUGUAUAUACCACAUUUUUUUAUCCAUUCACCUGCCGAUGAAUAGCGUUGCUUCCACUUUUUGGCCAUUGUGAGUACUACUACUUAAAGGUGUUUUUUAAAAAAAAUGGGGGCUGGUGCCUAAUUCAGGGAAAAAAAGGAAGUAAAUAUCUAUGUACAGUAAGUCCUCACUUAACGUCAUUGAUAGGCUCUGGAAACUGUGACUUUAAGUAAGAUGACAUAUAAUAAAAUCUUUUUUUUCAACUUUUAUUUUAGGUUCAGGAGGGUACAUGAGCGGGUUUGAUACAUGAGUAAAUUGUGUGUUGCUGGGGUUUGGUAUAUAAGUGAUUUUGUCACCCAGAUAGUGAGCAUAGUACCCAACAGUAUAGUUUUUCCACCUUCACACUCCUCCCACCCUCCACCCUCAAGUAUGGCCAGGUGUCUGUUGUUCCUAUCUUUAUGUCCAUGUGUACUCAACAUUCAGCUCCCACUUAUAAGUGAGAACAUGGAGUAUUUGAUUUUCUGUUCCUGCGUUAGUUCGCUUAGGAUAAUGGCCUCCCGGUGUAUCCAUGUUGCUGCAAAGGACAUGACUUCAUUGUAAUUUACGGCUGUGUAGUAUUCCAUGAUGUAUAUGUACCACAUUUUUCUUUUAUCCAGUCGACUGUAGGUGGGCACCUAGUUUGAUUUUAUGUCUUUGCUAUUGUGAAUAGUGCAGCAAUGAAUAUAUGAGUGCAUGUGUCUUUUGGGUGGAAUGACUUAUAUUCCUUUGGGUAUAUAACCAGUAAUGGGAUUGCUGGGUUGAAUGGAAAUUCUGUUUUCCGUUCUUUGAGAAAUCCCCAAACCGUUUUUCACAGUGGCUGAACUAGUUUACAUUCCUACCACCAGUGGAUAAGCAGUCCCUUUUUUCCAAAAUCCUGCCAACAUCUGUUAUUAACAAAACCAAUUUUGCCAUAGGCUAAUUGAUAUAAACAAGAGUCAAGUUCCUAUGACAUAUUUCUGGUCACAAAAACAUCACCAAACUUCUAAAUAAAGACUCCAAACACUCUUAAUAUUACACAUUGAAAUAUGAAAGUGGACCAUACAUAUACUUAAGAAAAAUUAGCCGGCCGGGUGUGGUGGCUCACGCCUGUAAUCCCAGCACUUUGGGAGGCCGAGGUGGGUGGAUCAUAAGGUCAGGAGUUCGAGACCAGCCUGGCCAACAUGGUGAAACCCUGUCUCUACUAAAAAUACAAAAAUUAGCUGGGCGUAGUGGCAGCACCUCUAAUCCCAGCUACUCGGGAGCCUGAGGCAGGAGAAUUGUUGGAACCCGGGAUGCGGAGGUUGCAGUGAGCUGAGAUUGCGCCACUGCACUCCAGCCCGGGUGACAGAGCAAGACUCCAUCUCAAAAAAAAAAAAAAAGAAAAAAAAGAAAAAA
Pan troglodytes (chimpanzee) is the source of this 6104-nucleotide messenger RNA. It is a transcript of the gene APTX, whose product is annotated as aprataxin. The transcript is spliced from 9 exons. The coding region runs from base 195 to 1247 and encodes 350 amino acids. NCBI's taxonomy places the organism in Eukaryota, Metazoa, Chordata, Mammalia, Primates, Hominidae. Gene Ontology annotation, biological process: single strand break repair. Gene Ontology annotation, molecular function: double-stranded RNA binding; single-strand break-containing DNA binding; protein binding. The record is from RefSeq and is a predicted model, not a curated record. Gene Ontology annotation, cellular component: nucleus.